Mobula hypostoma (lesser devil ray) is the source of this 10934-nucleotide messenger RNA. RefSeq names its product sodium channel subunit beta-4-like. Gene Ontology annotation, molecular function: sodium channel regulator activity; transmembrane transporter binding. Gene Ontology annotation, cellular component: voltage-gated sodium channel complex; plasma membrane. The transcript is spliced from 5 exons. Gene Ontology annotation, biological process: regulation of sodium ion transmembrane transporter activity; cardiac muscle cell action potential involved in contraction; regulation of ventricular cardiac muscle cell membrane repolarization. The record is from RefSeq and is a predicted model, not a curated record. Lineage: Eukaryota; Metazoa; Chordata; Chondrichthyes; Myliobatiformes; Myliobatidae. Bases 462 to 1160 code for a protein of 232 amino acids.
GUUAAGGUUUAUAUCAAGCUGCUGGCAUGAGGGUUGUUGUUUUGCCGGGCCCCUCUGGGCGAUGACGAAAGCAGUUUUGUGACUGCAAUGCAGAAUUGCAAAGGAAGGAUCCUGGAGUUGGCUGGUCCGGGCUCCCGGCUCAGUCCCGCAGUGUGCGCGGAGACUGGGGCAGUACAGACAGAACCUGCCGGAGGGGGAGCAAGGGAAGGAAGGGUAAGAAGCGAGAGGCAGCAAGCAAGAGUCCUCACUACUGUGCCCUGCUCAGUCAACCAAUAACUGAAGAUCCGCAGCUCCUCCUGGGCACCUUGUUUGCCGGCUCUGGAUCUGGCUAAGUCAUCUUCCUACGUCUGUGGGCGCUGAGAGAAACGCGCAUCUCCCCAGAACCCUCAGCACCUCAACCCUCCCCAGUCCACUCACACAGCCAGUGAUCUCAACUGCAGGCAUCGAACUCCGUCCUCGGAAUGGCCGCUGGCGAUGCGCCCUUGAGCUUGCUCGGAGCCGAAUCAGUAAAAACCUCCUUGAGUAGAUUUUCGCUGGUAAUUCUGCUGGGUCUCUUUCUAUUUCAUGUUAAUUUAGGGCUUGAAGUUAGCAUUGGAAAGUUGCCAACGAUUAAGGUCGUGAAUGGCAGUAAUGUCAUCCUGCCCUGUACUUUCUCCAGCUGCAAGAACUUCGAUGGUGCUACCUUCUGGUGGAACUUCCAGAGAAAUAGAACAUCACCAGAAAAGAGAAUUAUUCUGAUCAAACUGUCAGGGUUAAGGCCCUCGGUCACUACAGAAGCAGACAGAAUUUCAUUCAUUGGGAACAUUAAAUCAAAGAACAUCUCCCUUUUGCUGAAAGACGUGGAUUUUGACGAUACUGGAUUUUACACUUGUUACUUCAAAAACCCUAUGGAAAAAGAUCAAAAGGCUCAUGCGACUCUGGGGCUCAUUGUUGUCAGCGAAUUGUUACCCGUGGACAACACAGUGACAAUUAUCAUUCUUUCCGUUAUCGGAGGGUUGAUAGGAUUCCUCAUUUUAAUAUUUAUUAUUAAAAAGCUUGUAAUGUUUAUAAUUAAGCAAGUUGGAAAAAAGAAGAAGGAGUGCCUGGUAAACUCCUGCGCCAACACUGAACAUGGACAUUACGGUUCCAAAGCUGACCUCAAAAGCCCAUCAAAGGCGUGAAGAUUGCACCAAAUUUAACAUCAGUGCUUAAAGACAUGGGAUGUGCCUAUUAAUACACUAGCGAGUACACACAUUAUAAGGUAACCCUACCACACUUGCAACAAGAUGGAGGGAGGGGAGGAGGAUACACAAUUUACGCUGGAGAUAUAUGGUGCCAUCAGCAUGAGAUACCACAGAGAUGGGGAUACGUUCGUUCCUGACACAUACUGAACUCCUCUCCCUUCUCAAUCCUCAGUACUGUCAUCUCAAACUCUCAGAUAUUAGGGCAUGCAACUCAUCUGCCUUGCAGCAUGUAUACGCUAUUUGUACAGGGAUUGACACCAGCUGUACAGCACCAGUCUUGUAUCACUUGUGGCCUUUUACUUGAUAUGUUACUGUCAUUUUAAUUUCUUUCCUUUUUGGCUUAGUGUCCUCUAAAGUAUGAUCGGUGUACUUAAUUACAUGCACAACAGUCAGUCAGGAGCUAACUCCUGACUAACCUGAAAUUGGACUGGACAUCUUAAGGCUGUUGUGAACUCUGAGAUGGAUCUCUAAUCUAAUCUAUCGCCAGUUCAAAAUGCACACUAUUGGAAAGAGUAUGAACAAAUGCCUUUUGUGAGGUACCAGGGGCUUCUGAAGCUAGAUUAUUAUCCAAAUUGGUUUCUAGGGAAUUGGGAGUUGUCAUUAUGAUACAGAAAUAACUUCCCAUUCCUUCUGUAAUUUAACUGGAAUUCAUGUACAUCAAGUAGUUGAAUUGAUCAGCCCAGGUGAUCAGUAAUUCCCAUUGAGAGGCAUCUCUGGUAGGCUGAGUAAUCAUUUGCAGGCAGCACAAGUAAGUCUGGCUUGGGAGGAUCUACUCCCAGUUUGCUGCACGACUCUGCACUAGGGAAUCAGGUACGUAACUCAUUGUGGUAAUUACAUGAAUCUGGAGGCAACAACCUUUCAAACUUUGCCUGAUAAUAUUGUAGCAGCUGCAUAGAUUGACAAUGUCAUUUGGGACUUCAUCCAACAAACUGACACAAUAGCACAUCACAACCACGUUAUGGUCCUUAUAACAUGCUGAGCACUUCAAUUAUUCAUGGACAGAAUUCCUUCACUUGCCAGAUCAGAAUUUAUUGCCCAACCCCAAUUGCCCCUAAAUUAACUAUUUUACAGGAUCAUUUCAGUGAACAAUUAUAAUUCAAAAAUAUUAUCCAGAGUCAGACAUAAGCAAGAUUGGAUAAGAAUGAAAAAAAAAGUUAGUGAACUUUAAGACAAUGGAACAGUUACAUCAUGGGACAAAGGCAUUUGGCCCAAGAGGCUGACCUCAUUUCAUACAAUCUCUCACUCCUGUCCCCCAUAACUUGGAUGUCAGUUGCAUUACCUUUUGAAAGCAACAAUUGAAUCUAUCUUCAUCACUCUCUCAAGCGCCAAAUUCCAAUUUGCUGUGUGAAAAAAAAUUGUUCUGAUGUCUCUUCUUUUGCCAUUUCAAGUGAUUAAAUCUGUUUUUUGACUGCCCAUCAAAAAAAAACUAUUUCUCUCAAUCAUCUUCCCCUCACCAUUGAUGAUUUUGAUGGGUUAUUUAACAAUUCAGUAAUUUUGUGAUCAUUCUUACCAUUAGAAAUCUCUCAUUCCAGGUCCAUUUUUAAUAAUAGAACUAAAUUUCAAUUGUUGCAAUGGUGGUGCUUCAACGUGCAUUACUGUUUCUAUGACUAUGCUAUUUUAACCCUAACUUUCUGCAAAAUUGCCCAUUCCUCACAGCUGGUCUGUACCUCAAUAAUAUCCUUUCCUUUCUUCAUAUGAUCCAAUAUCCUUGCCUAAUGUAAAGCUUUAGAGUUUUUCAGUGGAGGCAGGGUUCCACAUUGCUAUAACGCUUGAAAUAAAAAAGUACAUCCUGAUUUUAUUUCUUAAUGGCUAGUUCUAUUUGUAAUAUUGUUCUGGCUUUUGCACACCUAAUGAAAUAGCUUUAUUUAUUUGUUGGUGGGAUAUCUCUGGCAAAGCCCCCAUUGAUCGUCCAUCAUUAAUUGGCCCUGAACUAAGGAGGCAAUCAAGAGUCAAACACAUUAAUGGAUCUGGAAUCAUCUCUAGUCCAGAUCAGGAAAGAAUGGUGGCUUUCCUUCCCCGAAGAAGAUUAGUGAAUUAGUUAUGUUUUUGCAACAAUGCAUAGGGACCCUGAAUUUAAGUUCCCUAGCUGACCCAUGGGAUUUGAACUCUGAAUCAAUGGUCCAAAACUUGGGCUGCCAAUCACACAGUUCAAGUACUACACUUGAUUGUGCCAUAUCAACCCCCUUUGUCAUUUUAAAGACAUUGGUUACAUCAGCCUUCCAAGAUAAAGUCAUAAUAAUGCAAGAUUAUCUCGUUACUGAAUUCUUUAUGGCCAGUAUAAUUUUGGUGAAAGUGCACUUCACCUAUUUCCAAGACCAACAUUGCACUACAAGGAUAUUUGUCCGAUAUCAUGUAUUAGAUGCAAAGCUGUCCUCUCUUCAGACUCUAUUCCCACUGAGAUAAAGUCCUUCAUUCCAUAAACCUCUUUGAUUAUGUCUUGGAUCCAUCCACUUAAGACCAUAAGAUACAGGAGCAGAAUAAGCCAUUUGGUCUAUCGAGUCUGCUCCACCAUUCCAUCAUGGCUAAUUUAUUAAUCCUCUCAAUCCCAUUCUCCUGCCUUCUCCCCAUAAUGCUUUAUACCCUUACUAAUCAAGAACCCAUCAACCUCUGCUUUAAAUAUACCCAAUGACUUGGUCUCCACAGCUGUCUGUGGCAAUGAAUUCCACAGAUUCACCACCCUCUGGUAAAGAAACUCUUCCUCGUUUCUGUUCUAAAUGGACAUCUCUAUUCUGAGGCUGCACCCUCUGAUCCUAGACUCCCCCACUGUACAAACAUUCUCUCCACAGCCACUCUAUCUAGGGCUUUCGAUAUUCAAUAGGUUUCAAUGAGAUCCCUCUCAUUCUUCUAACCUCCAGCGAGUACAGGCCCAGAAACAUCAAACACCCAUACUCCUUUGAUUUAUUCCUAUUCUUCUGGCCUAAUUGAUAUUAUCAAUCUUAUCCUUUCUUUCUCUCCCCCCCCCCGGAAAAAAAAAUCAAUUAAUUACUUUGAAUGCACAAAAUUAAUUUGUUUUAUCAGAACUGAGGGGCAGGAAAAUUAUGUAUUCUCUCACUGUCUCGAGGAGCAUUCAAUAAAAUACUGGGAAAGUUGACUAAUGGCUUCUAAUGUGGAAAAUUGCCACACCACUGCUUAAUGACAUCAUAAUCUUAAUCUUACUAAUUUAGUGCUAGAUGUCGGUCUGGAUUGAUGAAUUGCUGGUGUGGAAAAAAAAACCCAUUUCCACCACCCUAGUCAUUUUCAUUACAUUUGUAUUUAAUCUAUAAUGCAGCCUUCCAAUGAAGCAGGAGUAGUUGUUUUUAGAAUAAAGAUUGCUACAGGAUUGGGCAUUCACUGCUGUACAGUCUGACUGUCUGGCAGUAGCAGUGCCUUGUCAGUUUAUUCAUUGACGCAUCAGCAUUGCUAACGCUGAGUAAAAGAUAUGCUCUUCAGUAUUGGAUAGAUAUUUGCAAAUUGAUAUCAUAGAAGGAAAGCGAUUGACAAAAGGGUCAAAAAUGACAGGAAGAAUACAGCAACUACUUAGGGUUUGGAAUUCAUCGGAAAGGAAGCAAAGGAAGAGAUUCAGUCAUUGUGUUCAAAAGGGAACUGGUUAAAUAUCUGAAGGCAAAGAGUUUACAGAGGUUUGGGGAGAAUCACUAAUCAGCUCCUGAAGAACAGAACUGGUAUGAAUCCAAUAGGCUGGGUAGCAUGUUUCCAUGUUGUAACCAGGCAUGACUUGAUGAAGCUGCAGGAUGAGUUUCUGAAGGUGAAUCUUUCCCAAUCUUUUCAGUUUCUCUGGUGCCCAACACUCCUGGCUUUGAUAAGUAAGCAUACCACAAUGAUUACUACGAUACAGAAACCAUGUCCAGAGAAGGCUCUUAGGGAAUACCUUGUCAGCUGGACACCUGAAAUAAGCAAGCAAGCUCAAGGCAAAAGACUUAUUAGUUAUGGAAUUGCUAAGUCAAAGACUUGACAUUAUUAAUCUUUGAAUUGUUAGGAGAAUGUGGGAUGCUAUCAAAAGGGACUUCUGUAUAGAUGAACCAAUGUGAAUCAGGUGGUCUUCAUCAUUGAAAUCUAACUUGUGUUCCAGACUUUUGACCAGAGAGGAUCAUCUCCUGGUCAAACCACCAAUGAAAUUCAUAGUUCUGAACAACCCAAAAAAAAACAACACAUACUAUAAAACAAUUAGUUUAUUCAUGCCAGGGUGGUUACAUCGAGAGCAGAUAAUGAUGCAACAGUUGAAAGUUCAGCUCACAUGGGCAUGUACCUAGGACAACUGAAUUAAUGAUCCAGUUGUCCGGAAGUUUUCCCAGCUACUUCAACCAAUUAAAACUCAAACUCCAUGGUUGUCAGCCUAUACAGAGUUAGUUACCAAUUCGUGACAUAGAUACAGACUUUUAGCCCUGGGAUCAGAAGGGUUAGUCAUAGUCAUACUUUAUUGAUCCCGGGGGAAAUUGGUUUUUAGGAAGAUGAUGCUGGGGUGGGGAGGGGUAUGGUCAAGUGCACAGUGUGUGGAAAACAGAACCUAACUGAAGAUCUUCUGAAUUUUACACACACUGGCUAUCAGAGAUGGUCACAGCGAUCGUGACAAUCAAUGACCCUCUCUCUAGCAGGAAUCCCCUGGCUGUAGCAUUAGCUUCCUUAAACAUAACAAUGAACCACUUCCAUAAACCAUCAAUUCAGAUACAGCAACAUCUGCGUGGUACAGAGGGUGUUUGAGAAAUGCAUUUCAUUUGGUAUACAAUUGUAUACAAUUGAUAGAAUGCAUCUCUAAGCAUGGACAGAAUGUUGAACAUGCUAAUGCAUGGAAUUAUUGAAAUAGUGGUACUGAAGCAUUUACAGCAAGGCUAGAUAAUCAUAUUGGAGAUGAGAAUAAGAGAAAGUAGGGUGGGCGGUGCUUGCCUGGAGCAUCGGCAUAAAAGAUGAGCAAAUAGUUGUGAAACUGAUGUAAAAUGCAGGGAGUCUUGCAUCUCCUCUGACAGCAUGUCCAGUGAUAUUAAGCAAGAGAUGAUGCCACAAAUGGUUGAAACAAACAGGAAAUAGUGACCUGUAGAAAUAUUGGGAAAUACUCCUCCUCAUUAUCCUUCUGCCUGAUCAUCCAUUUGACCCUUGUCCCAUGUUUAGGGCACAAAUAGACAGGGGAAGAGAAAAAGCUACUGUUUGACAUCACACUGGUUGUGACUGUCACUGGAGCCACACACUACUGUUUUUUUUUUAAAAACCAGACGCUUCUUGGAAAUAAUUCUUGCAUUCAGCUUCCCAGUGAUGAGAACAUGACUUGUGUGCAUUAUCUGUGCCCUACACCAAGAUUUACAGCACCAGAUGUACAGCAUUGUCAAUUACCCUCCACACAGAUCAGCAAAAGAGGUUCACUGCUGCUUUACCAUUGCAAAGUGCAUUAAUAACUUGCAGUAAAUGUAUACUAAAUGAUUAGAACACUGGGAGACUUUGCAUCCAGUUGCAUGUCCAAUGGUAUUAAUCAAAAAAUAAUGCUAUUCAGAAUGGCUCAGAAUAUAAUAUUAGUAGCUCCCUGCUUCUUCACUAUGAAUUUCAAAGGCAGUGCAGUGUGAAAGAUUGCAAAAUUCUAUGUGUGUUUUGUCUCAGUUCUCUUUAUAUGAUGUCAAGUUCUGGGAAUUUUUAUGACAAGAUGUUAGGAACUGGUGAUAUCACUAUGGACUGGAAGCUGAGCAAUCAAGCUCUUCCUAGCAAAGGCUAGUUUCAGCAGUACAGCAAGCAAGAACUGAAGGAUAUCCCCCAACUACAACAUUGGCACCUUCCAGUCUUCAAAUGAUCUACUCACAGGAGAAAAGUUUCAAGUCUGCAAAGAGCAGUACCUUUUCCAUUCCCAUUUCUCCAUCUCCAGAAAACAAAGAGCUUUGACAAUCAGGAAGUGACUUUCAUUAUUGUGAUUGAUAACUUAGGAGUUAGAAAUAAAAUUUACAAAAUAGCCCAUUCAAUUAUUGCUUCCUGUUAAAACAAUGCAUGAACUUUACCCCUCCAUUCAUGUCCCACCAUUCUCGGCAUUUUGUGACUAAAGAUCUCACAUUCAAUCACUGACCACAGAGACUCAGCUCCAUUGUGGGAUGUGUCACCCCUCUCUGGUUGAAUGCGUGUCUCAUGUGACUUGAGCUUUAUGCAUGUUCUUACUCAUGGCGAUCUUCAUGUAGAUCACUGGACAAUUGCUGAAUAACAUGUGAUUCCAAACUGCCUCACAGUUAGCUGUUGUAGCAGCCUGCACCAUCACUGGACUGGAAAUUGUACACACUAUACUGCCCAGCACACCAGGAGUGUGAGUAAUUGCAUAACAUUGAACUCUGCACUUUGCAAGUUUGAACCCAAUAGUGCAUGAUGACCAUUUAUGCAAGGAUAACUGACCACAUAUAAUCUUCUGUAGGAGUUAUGGGUAGAGUCACUGGGAAGACAUAACCAUACCUCUCCCCAGUCUCCUUCAGACUGGCUAAUCUGGCAGAAAAGGCCAUCUCCAUUCCACUCCCUGGAAACUUCACACAGAUUCAGCCUGUGAUUCUGAAGGAACUCCAGCUUGGCUACUGGCAUGUUCCAGUUCUUAUUUCCCUUCCUAAGCUCCAACUAAGCAACCCUCUCCCCAGCUGGGCAAACCUAGUGAUAGUCUUUCAUUAUAACAGUGGCUAGCAUUGCCUCCCAUUGUAUAGACCUUCACUCCUGGUGCAGCAGGGGUCAAAAGGCAAGGUCAUAAGCACAAACCCUGAAGAAACAGCAAUGUCCAAGUUCCUCCUCCAAAACGUGCAGGUGAUGUAAUGACACCAAUUCAUACUGUCAUUCAGCAUUUCAUCAAGCAGUCCUUAAACCCAAAUCCACAAACCACAUUCUCCCAGAGUGUGAUGCCCCUUGGAUUUGGAACAUUUUAUUUGCCUUUUAGUUUAGGAAUGAAUGGGGAAGGGGUAGGAAAGGGACAGGGUAUUAUAGGAUUACUGUCUACUAGAUUAAUGUCACAAAUUGAGUACCAAAAGCCACCAUGUUCUUAUCAACAAAUGUAAUGAUAGUAGACACCGUUUGGGUAGUUAGCAUUCUAAAAAAGCAUCUCUCAAUACAUUUAAAUGGACUGCCCACUAUUCAUGACAGUAUGAUCACAGUGAGAAAUAUCAGCUAAAUUCCAAAUAUGUUCCUCAAAAAUAUAUCCUACUUCAACUGUUUUGAUGAUCACUGCCAUCUUUGAGCUCACUAUGUGAAAAUAUUGUUCAAAUUUCACAUCGACAAUCCAGAAAGGUUUUCUUUCUGCAUUUUUUUUUCUUUGCUUCAUUGCCCUUUUCCGCUAGAGGAAAAAUCUAGUCACACCCUCCCUUUCCAACAGCUGUCUAUUCCUCUGCUAUCCCUUUCCCCCAACUCCCUCUCUAUACCCAAUUCUUCCCUCUCCCCAUCACUACUUUUCUCUCAUAUGCUGUUCUCUCCUCUUUCCUCUAUUCCACUGUACCUUUAGAUCUUUCUCUUCACCUUCCUCUUCCUACUUCUCUCUUCACUUCCUGCUGGUCUUUCUGUACGCCGUUAUUUUCACAUCCCAGCCCACCAUGCCCAUUGCCAAUACUUGUAGAGAGUCAACCCUCCAGCAAGGACUGUGUUUAACUUCCAUGAAUGAGACACAAGCAGGAAAAUAAUAGCCUACCAUUCAAAACUCCUUCUCCAUUAUUUAAUCUUCCACUUACUAACUUUGACUUCACAUUGGUGUAGCCACUAACAGUCUUCUGUGCUCUAUUGCCCUCGUGGGGUGGGGGUGAGGGGGUACGAGGAUGAGGAUGAGGGUGUAAGGUGAUAUAGGUGUUGCAACCAGCUGGAAAUCAAUCCAUGUCCUAAUCUUGUCCUUAGCUUUUGCAGGGAUUCAGUUUCGUUCAUGCAACACAGAACCAAAUAUACAUUCAUUAUGAUUAUCUGUAUUAUUCCUUGCAAUAUUGUAAACAGGAAGCAUCUAAAGUAUAUAGCACUGCCUGAUAAGCUGGCUAAACAAUUUAGUCAAAUGCAAAUCAGUAUGUCCAAACAGCAGCCCAACCUUACUGUUUUUAAGUUUACAAUUUGAACGUGCUCUAGUUCAUAAGAUGCCUGCCCUCUUUGUGCAUAUCAGAGCAACUGAUGAAUCUUUGGCUCUCCACCAGGCACUAUGCCCUGAUGAAGCCCAUUCCCCUGUCAGGUCGUGCAGCAUGAUCCAAUUGAGAAGACUGGCUCAGGAUAAACCAGAAUUGGAGGCAUGACACUCACUGAACCUUCGUGAAACAUAUCAGUUUCCAACUCAAUCACAGAAACCUGGUCAUUGACUAAGGCAGCACAAAAAUCUCAAUACAGAAAGCACUCUGGCAAAGAUCGCGAUGUCGCUGGGAUCUGAAAAGAACAAGACUCAAAUUAGAUUUGAGUAUAAAAGGUUGUAAACCAGGAUUAAAGAGAAAUCAAUGUUCAAGUCAUUGAAGAGACCUUUCAUCCUCAUCCACAAAGCCAAUCAGUGAAUAACUCAAGUGCCACUGGAGAUGAACUCUUCUCAUUGGAAACCAUGAGGAAUUUGUCAGCCACUAUUAUGGAGCAGUUGUAAAUAUUAGAUGCUUCCUGGUAUUGCUUAAUAGCCACCUGAAUGGUAGCCAGAUUGUUAAUGGAAGUGAUGUAACUAUUAUGAGAUCAUCACUAGGGUGGUGUAAUGCUGGUUAACUUAAUCCAGUUCCUUUUGUGAUGCACACAAUUGACCUCGAGUCAUGAUUUGCCAAAGACCUCUGGCAUGAAAAAUAAAGGCAAGAAUCUUUCCAAAAUUCACAGUACCUGUAGCCUGCAAUCUUGCUAAAGGAAAUCUUCACCUCAUCCUUUCUUCCCACAUCAGAGAGGAUCAUAGUUAAUCACUCCAAUUUGAGGUCCUUUGGAAUAACUGGGUGGAGUGUUGUCUGCAUUGUUGGGCCCUGGAGCUAUGGAAGGAGGCUUGAGAUAGGGUGCCCCACUGGGUGCAGGGCAAACAGCAAGAGAAACAGUGACACUGCAAUACCUCUCACCCUAUAGUGCUCUUCACACAUCGCAAGUAAAACAACGUUGAAUGCGGCCAGUGUGAAAUAAGAUGGUGAUACAGGUGUGAGGGGUGGUGGUGACGACAUUCUACGGAUAAUGAGAGAAGAAUUUGGUUUUCAUUUUGCCCUCCCUCUAGAGCUGUCAGUCCGCAGAAUGGGCAAGAUUAGUGCCGGACAUUAGCUUGCAGACCAUCCCUUAGCCAACUGUUAGAGGGUAGGUCAGGUGGGGAAAGAUGGAUGUCACCAGUCAGGACAGGAUGGGAUUGAUUUUAUUGCGGUCAGAACUCUUUUGCAAAGUGAAUUUGAGAAAUGACAAAUCAGUCUGUUGACUUUUAAACAAUUAACACAGGCUGCAUAGUUCACUGCACUUGAACACAAUUGUCCGUACAGCUCAAAGCACAGCACACCAUCACGUUGACAUAUCAAGAAGCCUGGUCAGCAUCCCACCCUGCAUCCGUACCUUGCAGACAUGCAUGCUGCUCUCUGGCACGUGCCACACUGCAGGAAGGAAUGGUCUCAUGUGAUAAAAGGUAGCAGGCAGAUAACUGACUCUCAAGCUCUUAACAAAAUAUGCAUUGCCUUUUUGAUUUAGAUGCCAAAUACAAACUAUGCAUGUGUUGCUAAAGUACAAGGAUUAAUAUCCUGGAUUGUAUUUAAUUUUGUAUGCUGGUAAUAGUUCUAUUUUAUACUGAAAACAAAAUCAGUCACAAAUUAAAUAAAAACACUU